Molecule: messenger RNA, 9508 nt
Organism: Coregonus sp. 'balchen'
Lineage: Eukaryota; Metazoa; Chordata; Actinopteri; Salmoniformes; Salmonidae
Source: the annotation of a GenBank genome assembly
AUGGCGACGUGCAUGUUGUCGUCAAAGAUGUCGCCCAUCAUUAGAUUUGUACUGAAAGAGCAGUACUAUUCCUCGAGACCGAUAUAUAACGGUGUGACUGAAAUUUCCAGACGAGGUGAGAAUAUUAUUUUGGUGAGUGAAGACCUCGGUUGUGUGUCGUUUCAAAUGAGUAGCAACUGACAGCUAGUUAACCGUUACUGUAGCUUGUUAGCAUAGCUAAAGUUAGCUAGUUACCUUAACCUGUCAAACUUAAUUUCAUUCCGGACCUGUCUAGUCCAGGCUGGCUAGAUAAUUAACUAGCAACCUACACAUAAAUCAGCCAUUAUUAUAAUGACAUUAAUAGCUAGCUACAUUGUUACGGUGCUGACAAACUUACCUUUUUGAGACGAGGGAAUAUCGAAUCGCUGACAAAUCAAUGAAUCUUUGGACAGCUUGCUCGCUAACUCGGUAACGUUAACUGGAUAACAGUUUUUGCUCUUCUAAACACGUAACGUUAAACCUCCGCGGGGGGGUUUAGCUAUAUAUCUUACUACCACAGCAUCAGGAUGUUAACGUUAAUUCCGUGAUAUGUUCUACUGCUCAGGCUACUCGACAGAUGGAGAUGCUCUCCCCCAGCCUGCUGCAGAAGACCGCAAUGCCGCCGCAGCGUACAGCGGACUGCUGGAGCACUACACCAGUCUGGUCAGGGACGGGGCGCUGCGAGAGGACCCGCAUCAGAAAGACGUGGUUCAGACCUGGGAUCAAAUGCACAAAACCCUACGAGGUUACAGAAACCAGCCUACGUCCAUAUUUUCGAAGGUAAUCGGAUUUCAAUGCAUGCACUUUGAUUUUAGACACUGGUGUGCAGACUCACCAAAACACAUUCAAAAAUGCACAGGGGCGGUUGUAGUGAUUUGGAGGCACCAGGAAGAGGCAUGUCUUAACAAAUGUAUGGGAUUUAUAGUAAAGACAUGUAAUUUAACUGUAAAACAUGUAUUGCCUUUUAAUGUGCCAUGAACACGACCAGUCAUGAUGUUUUCAUCUGAUUGUCAAACAAAUCACUUCAAAAAGUAGGUUACCUUCGCACGUUCAUCCAAAAUAAUUCCAGCAUCCAAACAGUGCACUGUGCACCCGCCAACCAAGUGCCUGAAACUAUCUCACUGGGGUAAGCAUCAGAGCAAGCGAAACAGCGCUCCUCUGUCUUUUCUAUAUCUAGCCCAUGUAUCUGAUGCUGUCUGGCCAAAAAGAGUAUGAAAUCCCAUAAUAUUUUUGGCCAGACAGCAUCAGAUACAGCGCCUAUAGAAAGUCUACACCUUUUAUUGUUUACAUUUUACAUUUCCGUCAUUUAGCAGACGCUCUUAUCCAGAGCGACUUACACAUUGGUGCAUUCAAUUUAUGAUAGCCAGUGGGACAACCACUUUUCUUCAUUUUUUUUUUUAUGGGGGGGUAGGAGGAUUAGUUUAUACUAUUCCAGGUAUUCCUUAAAGAGGUAGGGUUUCAAGUGUCUCCGGAAGGUGGUCAGUGACUCCGCUGUCCUGGCGUCGUGGGGGAGCUUAUUCCACCAUUGGGGUGCCAGUGGGAUUAAAAUUGAUUAAAUUAUAAUUUGUUGUCAAUGAUCAACACAAAAUACUCUAAUGUGAAAGAUUUUGUUUAAUUUUUUAAGAUGAAUACAAAAUAAAACACUAAUAUACCUUUUAUUAAAUAAGUAUUCACCCCCCUGAGUCAAUCCAUGUUAGAAACACCAUUGGCAGCGAUUACAGCUGUGAGUCUUCUUGGAUAAGUCUCAUAAGAGCUUUACACACCUGUAUUGUGCAAUAUUUGCCUAUUAUUCUUUUCAAAAUUCUUCAAGCUUUGUAGCCCCGGACAAGCACACCUGAUUCAACUUGACUAAUCAUCAGGCCCUCAAUGAGUUGAAUCAGGUGAGUUUGACCGGAGGCUACAACAAAAAUGUAUGCUGUUGGUGUACUGGAGGACUGGAGUUGGGAAACACUGCUCUAGUUAACCCUAUAUUCACACAGACUCACAAUAUAUUGACAACGGUCUCUUUUAAUUGACAGUUUUUCUCGAAGCCAAAGCUCCCAGAAGGCUUCUACAUCUAUGGUGAUGUCGUUAAGUAUAGUAGCUGUAUAAUAUAUAUAUAUAUAUCUGCUGCCACUAUAGUAUUACAUUUAUGAUGUUUCUCUUUUGACUUCAUUGCACGUUUGGGCGGCAGGUAGCUUAGUGGGUAAGAGCGGUGUGCCAGUAACCGAAAGGUCGCUGGUUCUAAUCCCCGAGCCGACUAGGUGAAAAAUCUGUUGAUGUGCCCUUAAGCAAGGCACUUAACCCUAAUUGCUCAUGUAAGUCGCUCUGGAGAAGAGCGUCUGCUAAAUGACUAAAAUGUAAAUGUACAUUUGGUGUGAUUCACUCUCCAAUUCACUCUUUCUCUGUUUUAUUUCUAGGUACAGGGAAAACAAUGGUUAUGGACAUGUUCUACUGACGUGGAGACAGCGAAGAAAAAGAGGGUCCAUUUCCAUGGCUUUAUGUUGGAUGUAAAUAAUAAGAGGUUAAGUUGUCGCCAAAUGAUGAUUGACUUGACUGUUAAAAAUCCUUCGUAAUGAGUUGAGCAAUAGUUUCAGAUUGAUUUAACUGAAAUCUUUGAGGAGGUCAACGUAAACUCAAUAUUUGUUGUUCUACUUGUUGUAUUUAGGGAUACGUCGACCUUAAAAAAGCCUGCCGAAGAGCAACGCUGGGAGGAUGGCUAAAGCCUACGACCCAAUGGCACCACUAGCAGGGGAGAUCAGUGAAGAGGCCUGUCUGUUGUGCUUUGAUGAGUUUCAGGUAAGGGCCGAGGGAGAUUCCUGUUACUGAUCACUUGUAACCACUGUUAUUAUACAAAAUCACCUGAAUAGCAUUAGCUAAUGUAUGGAUGUGAUCAUGUGGAAUCCUGUUUAGAGCUGGACAAAUAAAGUAGUUUUCUAUUAUAUCCAAUUUUAGUAUUCUAUUCUAUACAUAGGUCCCCAUGAGCUAAAUAUAACAGGAUUAGGGCUGUCAAAGUUAAGGCGUUAAGUAACACUUUAACGCGUUACAUUUUUAAUGCCGUAAAAAAAGAAAUACGCUGUUAAUCAUAUCUACAUACCGCACAAACCCUUUAAAGUGCACUUGUUUCCCGCACGGACAAUUUUAAGCACAACUUGGUCUCGGUAGUGCUGACUGUCCCUAUUGUGGUGCGCUAUGCGCACAGCUUUGAGCAACAAUUUUCAAGGAAAACGUACAGGAUGUUCAACCAUAAACACAUUCCUAGGCGUUUCUUUAGAUAACAGCAAAAACAUAAUUUGUACAGAAGUAGCUAGCUAGUUAUGUUAGCUAAUUAGCUAACCCAAAUAACGUUUACAAUACCAUGCUCAAUGCCUCUUGAUUCAACUAACUUCCCACAAUGAUUUUAAUCAGAACAGGACAUCCAUUCCAUUUAGCUACUGUUUUUGUUGUAGUUCUCGGGUAAAAAGAUUUAAGCAAAUUAUCCCAAUUCUAGUAGUAGCAGCUUGUGACUAGUUAAUGUUGAAGAACAUGGGUAAGUAGUUUAGGCUAGAUAUCUGUAUUAUAUUUUACAUGAACUCAGACCUGGCUGAUCUGUUAUUGUCUUCUGUGGAAUUCAUAAUAUUGUUGGGCAGGUUUAAAAGCCCUUUUUGUUCUUUGUCUCCAUAGUGCCAGUUAUUUUUUUCCUAUAGUUAACCCUCCAAUCAGAAAUUGGGAGAACAGUCAUUUAGAACGCCUGAAGCUUUAAAAAAAUACCUAGAGUCAGGUGUUUGUUAGACCAUGAGACAUCCCGGAAAUUGGUCUUCUCACAAAAACGUCUGUAGUGUCUGACCACUCUAUGAAAGGGGAGACUCUCACGAACACGAUGGUGGUCAGCGUUUUGCUCUAUGGCCCCAACAAGUGUCAGGGGACUCGCCUGAAGUCGGUACUGUUGAUGUAGCAACUUAUUUUUUUACCAUCUGAACCGUUUGGGCUACAAACUAAUGUGACUCGUUUGUGGAAAGGGGAGAUUCUCACGAACACGAUGGUUUUCUCCGUUUGGCUCUACGACCCCCACAAGUGUCACAGGACUCAUCUGAAGGUAAAAUAAAAAAAAUAAAAAAAAUGAAUGGAAGUAUGAAGGUAGUUUUGUGCCUACCCAAAAAGGGGUUAAAUAUGUGUUAAAAAACAUAUUUCCUGAUCUUUCUUAUAUCUCCUAUAUAGGACAAACACUUCAAAAGCUUGUUUCUUAUGAUUUGUUUUGACUGUCUUCUCUUCCAUUUAUGAAUGUGUUAUUCAAUGUGUUUCUCUGGCCUAUAGUACCUUCUACCUUCUCUUCCUCGGAAUCCACUGCUAAAGCCACUUUCUAUCACUCUAAAUGUCAAGCUUCUGCCUCUAUCCCUAGGAAAGUAUUGUCUACCUUUUCCUCCCUCUUUAAUCCUCCACCCCCUCCCUCCUCCCUCUCUGCGGACGACUUUGUCAACCACUUUGAAAAGAAGGUUGACGACAUCCGCUCCUCAUUCACUCAGCCUAUUGAGUCCACUGGUCCCACUCACACAGAACUACCCUACGCCUUGACCUCUUUCUCCCCCUCUCUCUCUCCAGAGGAAAUCCUGCAACUAGUGGGUCCGGCCGCGCGACAACCUCCCUGCUCGACCCCAUAUCCUCCUCCCUUAUCCAGACCAUCUCUGGAGACCUUCUCCCAUUCCUCACUCCCUCGUCAACUCAUCCCUGACCACAGGCUGCGUCCCCUCUGACUUCAAAAUAGGGUUUGAGCAUAGCCUGAAGGUAGUUCCUCUUGCUGCUCCAUAAACAAGUAAAAUGGUAGUGGAUAUGAGCUUCGACUGGAAACCAGUGGAGUGUGCAGAGGGGCAGGGUGACAUGGGAGAACUUGAGAAGGUUGAACACCAGGUGGGCUGCAGCAUUCUGGAUAAGUUGCAGGGGUUUGAUGGCACAAGCGGGGAGCUCAGCCAACCGAGAGUUGCAGAAGUCCAGACGGGAGAUGACAAGUGCCUGGAUUAGGAUCUGCGCCACUUCCUGUAUGAGGUAGGGUCGUACUCCACGGAUGUUGUAGAGCAAACCUACCUCUUCAAAGAGUAUCUUAAAUAAUCCCACAGCACCCCCCCUCGCACCCCCUCCCCAUAAGCCUUUCGUGAACUAACACUCACACUUGACUUCUCUCCCUUACUAGCUCUGACUUUGCUGAUAGCUAGGUGGGACUUUCUUUUCUCAAUAAAAGUAGCUAUUUUAAGAUGAAUGGACUAACUCUAAUUCGCUCUGGAUAAGAUCGUCUGCUAAAUGACUAAAAUGUAAAUGUAAAAUGACAUUAAAAACAUUCUGAUACAGAUUAUUUUGUAUUUUUUUCCCUUACAAUCAAAACAGCAUGGCUAUAAUCAAGGGAGGACAAACAUUUUCAUGAUUUCACUAAUAUCAUCGAAAUCAAUAGUACCAUUUUAUAUUCCUAAAACAUGCAUUGAAAAUGAUACUGUUGUUGCAUCCUGUUGUCAUAGCUUUUUUUUUUUAUGGCCAAGUGUCAAAACAUCAGUUUUAAAUGUCCAAAUUCAUAAUCAAUAUGCUGAAAUAACUUGUGAACUUUUGAAGACCAAUACAUAAAAGUUACUCCCUACACACGUGUUCAGAUUACUUGUGUUUUGCGAUGGCACCGACCAACAUAGUCACCCUUUUUCUAGCUCCUAGCCAACUUUGCAGUAUAUUAUUUUUAUUGAUCUAUUUGAUUUAGUACCUUCUAAACUGUACACGGACCAAUAUUUACAAUUUUUUCGCUCUUCUUACAGACAAACGUCAAUGAACUGGGUGUAAUACAUUUAUCUGUCGAUGGAUGACAACCUGUCGUAGCCAUUUAUCAGCUUAUACAGUGGGGAAAAAAAGUAUUUAGUCAGCCACCAAUUGUGCAAGUUCUCCCACUUAAAAAGAUGAGAGAGGCCUGUAAUUUUCAUCAUAGGUACACGUCAACUAUGACAGACAAAAUUAGGGGGAAAAAUCCAGAAAAUCACAUUGUAGGAUUUUUUAUGAAUUUAUUUGCAAAUUAUGGUGGAAAAUAAGUAUUUGGUCAAUAACAAACGUUUCUCAAUACUUUGUUAUAUACCCUUUGUUGGCAAUGACACAGGUCAAACGUUUUCUGUAAGUCUUCAAGGUUUUCACACACUGUUGCUGGUAUUUUGGCCCAUUCCUCCAUGCAGAUCUCCUCUAGAGCAGUGAUGUUUUGGGGCUGUCGCUGGGCAACACGGACUUUCAACUCCCUCCAAAGAUUUUCUAUGGGGUUGAGAUCUGGAGACUGGCUAGGCCACUCCAGGACCUUGAAAUGCUUCUUACGAAGCCACUCCUUCGUUGCUCGGGCGGUGUGUUUGGGAUCAUUGUCAUGCUGAAAGACCCAGCAACGUUUCAUCUUCAAUGCCCUUGCUGAUGGAAGGAGGUUUUCACUCAAAAUCACACGAUACAAGGCCCCAUUCAUUCUUUCCUUUACACGGAUCAGUCGUCCUGGUCCCUUUGCAGAAAAACAGCCCCAAAGCAUGAUGUUUCCACCCCCAUGCUUCACAGUAGGUAUGGUGUUCUUUGGAUGCAACUCAGCAUUCUUUGUCCUCCAAACACGACGAGUUGAGUUUUUACCAAAAAGUUAUAUUUUGGUUUCAUCUGACCAUAUGACAUUCUCCCAAUCAUCUUCUGGAUCAUCCAAAUGCACUCUAGCAAACUUCAGACGGGCCUGGACAUGUACUGGCUUAAGCAGGGGGAAACGUCUGGCACUGCAGGAUUUGAGUCUCUGGCGGCGUAGUGUGUUACUGAUGGUAGGCUUUGUUACUUUGGUCCCAGCUCUCUGCAGGUCAUUCACUAGGUCCCCCCGUGUGGUUCUGGGAUUUUUGCUCACCGUUCUUGUGAUCAUUUUGACCCCACGGGGUGAGAUCUUGCGUGGAGCCCCAGAUCGAGGGAGAUUAUCAGUGGUCUUGUAUGUCUUCCAUUUCCUAAUAAUUGCUCCCACAGUUGAUUUCUUCAAACCAAGCUGCUUACCUAUUGCAGAUUCAGUCUUCCCAGCCUGGUGCAGGUCUACAAUUUUGUUUCUGGUGUCCUUUGACAGCUCUUUGGUCUUGGCCAUAGUGGAGUUUGGAGUGUGACUGUUUGAGGUUGUGGACAGGUGUCUUUUAUACUGAUAACAAGUUCAAACAGGUGCCAUGAAUACAGGUAACGAGUGGAGGACAGAGGAGCCUCUUAAAGAAGAAGUUACAGGUCUGUGAGAGCCAGAAAUCUUGCUUGUUUGUAGGUGACCAAAUACUUAUUUUCCACCAUAAUUUGCAAAUAAAUUCAUUAAAAAUCCUACAAUGUGAUUUUCUGGAUUUUUUCUCCUCAAUUUGUCUGUCAUAGUUGACGUGUACCUAUGAUGAAAAUUACAGGCUUCUCUCAUCUUUUUAAGUGGGAGAACUUGCACAAUUGGUGGCUGACUAAAUACUUUUUUCCCCCACUGUAUUAUUAUUAUUAUUUCGGUAGAUUUCCAAUACGGAAAUGGAAACAACACUUUUUUUGACUGGAUAAUUUCAACAAAUCACCAGCUUCAAUCGGUAGCGACGGGUUGGCUUUCAUUUGAAUGAUCGCUUAACCCUCAAAUUCAUGAAUUCAUGUGAGGCCAGAUACUUUUUUUCUUCUUCUAGCCACCGGGAUUGGAAAAUGACAGCUAAGGUAAGUCCCACUACGGAUCAUUUAGCUACACUGAACAAAAAUAUAAACGCAACAUAUAAAGUGUUGGUCCCAUGUUUCAUGAGCUGAAAUAAAAGAUCCCAGAAAUGUUCCAUAUGUACAAAAAGCUGAUUUCGCUCCAAUUUUGUGCACACAUUUGUUUGAAAACCUCUUUAGGAAUGGGGGUUGUUGUAGUGGCCAUGUCCAACCGGCCCCCAGAUGGUAAGUAGAAUAUCUUUGUUGAGCUUGGUUCAGCACAAUCCAUAUAGGACAAUCUAUACUGAUAUAGCCAGGCCUAUUCCUCUACUGAUCUAACCAGGUCUAUUCCUCUCUACUGAUCUAACCAGGUCUAUUCCUCUCUACUGAUAUAGCCAGGUCUAUUCCUCUCUACUGAUCUAACCAGGUCUAUUCCUCUGAUCUAGCCAGGUCUAUUCCUCUCUACUGAUCUAGCCAGGUCUAUUCCUCUGUUCUAGCCAGGUCUAUUCCUCUCUACUGAUCUAGCCAGGUCUAUUCCUCUCUACUGAUCUAGCCAGGUCUAUUCCUCUCUACUGAUCUAACCAGGUCUAUUCCUCUCUACUGAUCUAGCCAGGUCUAUUCCUCUGAUCUAGCCAGGUCUAUUCCUCUCUACUGAUCUAGCCAGGUCUAUUCCUCUACUGAUCUAGCCAGGUCUAUUCCUCUCUACUGAUAUAGCCAGGUCUAUUCCUCUAUACUGAUAUAGCCAGGUCUAUUCCUCUCUACUGAUCUAGCCAGGUCUAUUCCUCUAUACUGAUCUAACCAGGUCUAUUCCUCUGAUCUAGCCAGGUCUAUUCCUCUACUGUUCUAGCCAGGUCUAUUCCUCUCUACUGAUCUAGCCAGGUCUAUUCCUCUACUGAUAUAGCCAGGUCUAUUCCUCUCUACUGAUCUAACCAGGUCUAUUCCUCUACUGAUCUAGCCAGGUCUAUUCCUCUACUGAUCUAGCCAGGUCUAUUCCUCUCUACUGAUCUAGCCAGGCCUAUUCCUCUCUACUGAUCUAGCCAGGUCUAUUCCUCUACUGAUCUAACCAGGUCUAUUCCUCUCUACUGAUCUAGCCAGGUCUAUUCCUCUACUGAUCUAGCCAGGUCUAUUCCUCUGAUCUAGCCAGGUCUAUUCCUCUACUGAUCUAGCCAGGUCUAUUCCUCUCUACUGAUCUAGCCAGGCCUAUUCCUCUCUACUGAUCUAGCCAGGUCUAUUCCUCUACUGAUCUAACCAGGUCUAUUCCUCUCUACUGAUCUAGCCAGGUCUAUUCCUCUACUGAUCUAACCAGGUCUAUUCCUCUCUACUGAUCUAGCCAGGUCUAUUCCUCUACUGAUCUAGCCAGGUCUAUUCCUCUACUGAUCUAGCCAGGUCUAUUCCUCUCUACUGAUCUAGCCAGGUCUAUUCCUCUACUGAUAUAGCCAGGUCUAUUCCUCUCUACUGAUCUAGCCAGGUCUAUUCCUCUCUACUGAUCUAGCCAGGUCUAUUCCUCUCUACUGAUCUAACCAGGUCUAUUCCUCUCUACUGAUCUAACCAGGUCUAUUCCUCUGAUCUAGCCAGGUCUAUUCCUCUGAUCUAGCCAGGUCUAUUCCUCUCUACUGAUCUAGCCAGGUCUAUUACUGUCUUCUAGAUUUGUACAAGAACGGAAUACAGAGGGUCAACUUUGUGCCAUUCAUUGCUGUGUUAAAGGUAAAGAAGUACAUUUCUGAUGUUUCUUUGGUAUAUUAGACAAUACAUAGUCAAUCUUACAGUAGUCUGCCCCUCUUCUCUCAUGCAGAACUAUUGCCAAGAGCUUCGGCUAGACUCUGGGAUAGACUACCGCAGGAGAAACAGACCCUCGGAUGGAAAACUCUACUUCCUGUAA